Temnothorax curvispinosus is the source of this 3725-nucleotide messenger RNA. It is a transcript of the gene trpl, whose product is annotated as transient-receptor-potential-like protein. The record is from RefSeq and is a predicted model, not a curated record. Gene Ontology annotation, molecular function: protein binding; store-operated calcium channel activity; inositol 1,4,5 trisphosphate binding. The coding region runs from base 1 to 3609 and encodes 1202 amino acids. Gene Ontology annotation, cellular component: cation channel complex; membrane. Lineage: Eukaryota; Metazoa; Arthropoda; Insecta; Hymenoptera; Formicidae. The transcript is spliced from 17 exons. Gene Ontology annotation, biological process: regulation of cytosolic calcium ion concentration; calcium ion transmembrane transport; manganese ion transport.
AUGAGCGACGCGAGGAACGAUAAAGACACGGAAGCCACGGCUCAGGGGGACACGAGCGAUUAUGUGCUUCACCUCCCACGUCCGCUCAAUCUCGAAGAAAAGAAGUACCUAUUGGCCGUAGAGAGAGGUGAUUUGCCGAACGUGAAGAGGUUUCUGCAGCUUGCAAACAAGGGCAAGGGAAAACAGCUGGACACGAAUUGCGUAGAUAGUCUGGGUCGCAGUGCCCUUACGCUGGCUAUAGAGGCGGAAAACUUAGAAAUGGUCGAGCUGCUCGUCGUUAUGGGAGUCGAAACUAAGGAUGCCUUGCUCCAUGCCAUCGAUCAAGAAUUCGUAGAGGCGGUAGAGUUGCUGCUGGAACACGAGGAACUUCUUACGAGCCAAAUGACCGAGGAUUCCGAAAAGCAGAUUAUACACAGCUGGCAGAAGGUUGAUCCGGCAUCAGCUAGAUAUUCGAUGGACAUGACACCCUUGGUGCUCGCGGCGCAGCGUAAUAAUUACGAAAUCCUGAAGCUUCUACUGGAUAGAGGAGCUACCUUGCCGAUGCCGCACGACGUGAGGUGUGGCUGUGACAAUUGUCUUCAGGCAACCAUCGGUGAUCCAUUAAGACUGUCGUCCACUAGAAUCUCCGAAUAUAAAGCUUUGGCGAGUCCAAGUUUAAUAGCCCUGAGCUCGACGGACCCUUUGAUGACGGCUUUCCAAUUAAGCUGGGAACUUCGGCAACUGGCUGUAUCGGAACCGGAAAGUAGAGCCGAGUACUUGAAACUACGGCGACAAGUAGAAAAAUUCGCUGUCGAUUUGUUGCAACACGUUCGAACUACCACGGAAUUAGACACUAUCCUAAAUUACGAUCCCGAAGAAGAGAAUGCCGAACUUAGCAAACAAUUAGCUCGACUGGAGCAAGCUAUAGAAUAUAAGCAAAAGAGAUUCGUCUCACAUUCUCACGUUCAGCAGCUCUUGGCAGCAAUCUGGUACGAAGGGGUCCCCGGAUUUCGAAGAAUGUCAACUAUGCAGAGAGUCGGCAUUCUUGCAAAGACCGCGGUUCUAUUUCCAUUCUAUUGUAUCAUGUACUAUCUGAUGCCGGAGUCAAAAACAGGGCGACUUAUGCGAAGACCCUUCAUGAAAUUCUUGGUUCAUGCGUCAUCCUAUUUAUUUUUCUUAUUUGUACUCAUGCUGGUAUCACAGCGUGCUGAAGUGGAGAUCGUUAGGCUCCUGGGUACUCAGGAAAUGAAGAGAAACCUCGCGGCUUAUUUGGCUCGACAGAGAGGCGCGGUACCUACCCCUCUGGAGGGUAUCGUCGUGCUAUACGUCCUUGGAUUUAUAUGGGAAGAAAUGAGAGAGGCUUACGUGGACGGUCUGAGAAGUUACUUACGGGAUAUGUGGAACUUUAUCGACUUCACUAGAAACACGCUCUAUUUCGCGACCGGGGUUCUCAGGCUGGCGGCUUACCUUCAGCAGCGCGCCGAGAUACGGACAGAUCCAUUAGCCGCGUUAAUACCAAGGGAGAAUUGGGGCGACUUCGAUCCGCAGCUGAUUGCGGAAGGUCUCUUUGCGGCCGCGAAUGUCUUCAGUGCUUUAAAGCUUGUUCAUCUUUUCAGCAUCAAUCCGCAUUUGGGACCGCUUCAGAUAUCGUUGGGCAGAAUGGUAAUCGACAUUGUGAAAUUCUUUUUCAUUUACACCUUAGUGUUAUUCGCCUUCGCCUGCGGCUUAAACCAGUUGUUGUGGUAUUUUGCGGAAUUGGAGAGGCAGAAAUGUUACAGCGGAAUGUCGGAUCCCCCUUGGGACGCCGGUAGUGACGCCUGCUUAAGAUGGAGAAGAUUCAGCAAUCUGUUCGAAUCGUGUCAGAGUCUUUUCUGGGCCAGUUUCGGUAUGAUCGGCAUCGAAAGCUUCGAACUCACUGGAAUCAAGUCGUACACUCGAUUCUGGGGCUUGUUGAUGUUCGGCUCGUAUUCCGUGAUCAACGUGAUUGUCCUGCUAAAUCUACUGAUAGCCAUGAUGAGCAACAGCUACGCCGUUAUUGAGGAACAUUCCGACACGGAGUGGAAAUUUGCGAGAACGAAGUUAUGGAUGAGUUACUUCGAGGACACCGGGACCCUUCCGCCGCCCUUCAACAUCUUCCCGCCGCCGAAAUUGCUUUUCCGAUUGUUCGGCCUACAGAAGAAGCGUAUCGGCAGACACUCGAGUCAACGUCGACGUGCACGCGAACAUAAAUACGGAGCGGUCAUGAGAGCUUUGAUAUGGCGCUACGUUGUGAACGCGCAUAGUGAGCAUGAGAUGGAACCUGUCACCGAAGACGAUGUCCACGAGCUUAAAUCCGACUUGUCGUCCUGGAGAUGUGAACUCCUGGACAUCCUGCAUAGAAACGGCAUGGACAUCGGCGGCGUCGAUAAGAAGGAAAAGACUAUACUGGGCAAGAAAAUGAAGGUUUGGGAGAGAAGACUCAUGAAAGACUUCCAAGUAGCAGGUCCUGUAAAUUCAGCUGACAUCGAUCUUCAGGAAGAGAUAACUCUUCAACAACCCGAAAACGAGAGUAACGUUGAGAGAUGGAAGAGAAUCGCCAGAUUAGCUGUUUUGACUUCGGCCGAACAUCGUUGGAGUCAAGUCGUGAAAAAUGCAGUUAAGAGCUCUCAAAUCGGCAAAAGCUGCAGCAAGACGUCGCUGCAGAAUCAGCAGAGUCUGAAGCGAGCCAUGGAGGAAGCGAAACGUCUGACGCAAAAAAGCCCACUGCCGACAGAUGUGCCGGUUGAAUUGCCAGGAACUACCGCGGCGACGAUACUGCACGUGCUACACGACAUCGUUGAGGGUGAUGGCGAUGCUAAGACAUCAGGACUCAAAAAAGAAAAGACUCCGGAGCCAGUUAGAAACGGCGUUGGUUCCCAGCCGUUUGAACCAAUUCUUCAGGCCAAAUCCUCUGUCGAUUUUGUUGACGAAAAAACGACGAAGGCCACUGCGCCAUUGUUACCGCUUCGUUCAUCACCACCGCGAGUAAUCAAGAGGAAAGCGCCUACUCAUCUUGGACAAUCAGCUUCUGCUCAAUCAACUUCUAUUCAAUCCUCGACUACUACUUCGAGCGCUACUUCGUUUGUCCCUACGACGUCCGUGACUGUUGCCGGAAUUACCGCAACCAGUACAACACGCACGACUGCCGUAACUACUGCUGCAACAACUACGUCUGUCAUGAAGACUGCUAUGAAAACUGCUACUACUUCUGCCAAGCCCAUCAUUACUACUACUAAUACUACUGCUAUUAAUACUAUUGCUAUCGCUACUACUACUACUACUACUACUACUACUACUACCAAAUCUGUUGCCACUUCUACUACUGCAAAAUCCACCGCUACUACUACCGUUUCUAUCGCUACGAAAACUUCUUCUAGUUCUCCCAUGGAAAGUCAUAGCAAAUCCGUUACCGUAUCCAUGAGUGCACUUUCAACUAGCGUCAAAGACGGAAGCAGUUCGAUCAGAGCACGGCCAAAAGCUUCACAUAGUCCCAAACUUCCGAUUAUUCCUUCGUUAACGGUUACCUCAAGUUCGGACGGCAAAGGUGAUGACCGAGAAAAACUCGUAGAUGUUACAUCGCGUAGUAGACCAUCGAGAGGAGGAUGGCUUUAAAUCCUGUCUACGUGCCCUAUAUGGAAAAUUCCAGUUAUAUGUGUAAAACACAAUUUUUUUUUUUUAAUUUAGCUAUUAUAUUACCUGCUAUUUUGGAAAUAAAUGAAAAAAUAAAA